Caenorhabditis remanei is the source of this 633-nucleotide messenger RNA. RefSeq lists its product as uncharacterized. NCBI's taxonomy places the organism in Eukaryota, Metazoa, Nematoda, Chromadorea, Rhabditida, Rhabditidae. Gene Ontology annotation, cellular component: membrane. Gene Ontology annotation, molecular function: transmembrane signaling receptor activity. The coding region runs from base 1 to 633 and encodes 210 amino acids. Gene Ontology annotation, biological process: sensory perception of chemical stimulus. The transcript is spliced from 4 exons. The record is from RefSeq and is a predicted model, not a curated record.
AUGGCCCUGGCCAUUUGUACGUAUUGUAUAUACAUCGACCGUGUGGCAUGUGCAUUCUACAAGAAUUAUACAAAAAAUCAAAGGUUUAUUCUAAUAGCACAACUGGUUCAAUUGGUGGUAAUCGCAACUUCCAUCGUUCUCUGGGUUUAUCGGAAUGAAGAGUCAGAUACAUAUCUCUUGUCUUGUUUGAAUGUUCCAGUAGCAUCUGUGGCCGACAUGACAAAAGCCACAGUCGCCAUAUUUCCGAUCAACUUUGUCUGCUUUUUUUGUCGAUUGGCUUGUUUCGACAUUUUAAAAGAAAAGAAGAAGGCAGCCGUCGACGUCGAGUCUUCUGAAUUUCUAUACCGUACCACUGGAACUCAGGCUGCAAUUAUGGCCCUCUUCUCUGUCGUCUCCUUGGCAAUGAGAUUAGUCUAUAAUAGUCUGCCAAGGCCAGUCGGUUUAACGAUUGCGACGUUUUCAUAUAUCUUCAGCAUCUAUAGUUUUGUGGUUCCUUUGAUCAUAGUUCAAUAUGUUCGAAAAACUUCUGAAAACCGAAAAAGUCGAAUACUGAGUCACGUCGGGUUGAAAACAGUUGGAUCCGAGGGAGCACAGAAUUAUUUUGAAAUGAUAAAAUCACAAUGGGAACAAUGA